CAAAUGUCAUCGUGUAAUGUUACUGGGGCAGCUGCAGUCAAAAUGAAAAUAUUUUGAUUAGAAAAUUGUUUUUGUUAUUUUCUGUUAAUUUUUAAGCCAAAACUUCAAAAUGAAUAGCAUCGGUUGGGCGAUACUAUUUAAGACUGGAUGUUUCUGUACCCGUGAACAAUUAACAAUAAAUGGGGCGAAGUAUACGGUUCUAGAUAACAUUGCUACAGGUGGUUUCAGUAUGAUCGACCUCGUAGAGAACAAUACAACACGAACAAAAUUUGCACUUAAACGAAUUACGUGUCACAGUAUCGAUGACCAGGACAUCGCGUUAAAAGAAAUCGAACUGAUGAGCAGAAUCAACAGUGAAAAUGUAAUACGAGUCAUAGAUCAUGCGGUAACCGGCCAGGCUGAUAUAGUCGUCAAUGCAACCAGUGAAGUGUACAUUGUGUUACCGUACUAUAAGAACGGUUCCCUGCAAGAUCACCUGAACUUUCGGGCCAGAAACAAAGACUGUAUGCCAGAAGGUCAAAUAUUGCAAUUAUUCCUAGGAAUUUGUGAAGGACUGCGUGCCUUUCACGAAGCUCAACCGGAGCCGUUGGCUCAUCGUGAUUUAAAGACGGCAAACAUUUGUUUGUCCAAUGGAAUGGAACCGAUCAUCGUCGAUUUGGGAUCGGCUGCAGUAGCUCGAGUACAGAUACGCGGCCAGCAAGAGGCUCAAAAAUUGAAAGACUUGGCCGAGGAGCGUUGUUCGAUUGUUUAUAGGGCGCCGGAAUUGUUCAGCGUAGAAAGUUACUGUAUGAUUGAUGAACGAACCGAUAUUUGGAGCCUUGGAUGUAUUUUGUAUGCAAUGUGUUCGCCAACAGCUAAGUGUCCUUUCGAUCCGAUUUAUGAAAAAGGUGAUUCAGUUGCUUUGGCAGUUUUGAGUGGUAACAUUACCUUUUCCGACGACUGGCCUUAUUCACAGGACAUGCAAAAUUUGAUUACGUUUAUGCUUCGCAUCAAUCCAAUGGAACGACCGUUUGUUUAUAGCGUUAUUGAGAGGACGAAUGAUUUGAUUGGAAAGCUUGAGAGUCGAAUUUAAAAUAAGAUUCAUGUUACGCGCCGUGAUAUGUUGGUAAGAAAUAAAACAAAUUUUCUAAAAAUUA
Messenger RNA from Bradysia coprophila, 1136 nucleotides. Its product is annotated as serine/threonine-protein kinase 16. Gene Ontology annotation, cellular component: cytoplasm; Golgi apparatus. The record is from RefSeq and is a predicted model, not a curated record. Gene Ontology annotation, biological process: protein phosphorylation. Gene Ontology annotation, molecular function: ATP binding; protein serine/threonine kinase activity. Lineage: Eukaryota; Metazoa; Arthropoda; Insecta; Diptera; Sciaridae.